AAAAAAUUAUUUUUUGUAUUUUGAUUGAAGAGAACUGAAAUUCCUCAAUUUCAAGUCCUGGUUCAAAGUUCACCACUAAUUCCCUUUGAUAUUUUUCAAUCUCAACCCCCAAAUCUCUUCUCGAAUCUCACCUAGGGCUUUUCAUCUCCCAUCCAAUAAGUUUCUGUAGAUCUCGUGACUUCAGCUAUGGCUAUGAUCGAUGAGCCUCUGUAUCCGAUCGCGGUUCUCAUCGAUGAGCUCAAGAACGAAGACAUUCAGCUGAGACUGAACUCGAUCCGCCGUCUCUCUACCAUCGCUCGUGCCCUAGGGGAGGACAGGACCCGGAAGGAGUUGAUUCCGUUCUUGAGCGAGAACAAUGAUGAUGAUGAUGAAGUACUCCUCGCGAUGGCUGAAGAAUUGGGUGUUUUUAUUCCCUAUGUGGGUGGGGUUGAGCACGCGAACGUGUUGCUUUCGCCGUUGGAGACUCUGUGUACUGUUGAAGAAACUUGUGUGAGGGACAAAGCGGUUGAGUCGUUGUGUAGGAUUGGGGCUCAGAUGAGGGAGCAGGACUUGAUCGAGUCGUUUAUUCCGUUGGUGAAGAGACUGGCUUCCGGCGAAUGGUUUACAGCUCGAGUUUCAUCGUGUGGAUUAUUUCAUAUUGCUUACCCAAGUGCCCCAGACACAUUAAAGACUGAACUACGAACAAUAUAUAAUCAAUUGUGUCAAGAUGACAUGCCCAUGGUGAGGAGAGCUGCUGCAACAAAUCUGGGAAAAUUUGCUGCCACUAUUGAAGCUGCCCAUAUGAAGAACGACAUCAUGUCAAUGUUUGAGGAUCUGACACAGGAUGAUCAAGAUUCUGUUCGGUUAUUGGCUGUCGAGGGUUGUGCAGCUCUUGGGAAGCUGUUGGAAUCCCAAGAUUGUGUAGCACAUAUUCUGCCUGUGAUAGUUAAUUUCUCUCAGGAUAAAUCUUGGCGGGUUCGUUAUAUGGUUGCAAAUCAAUUAUAUGAGCUAUGCGAAGCAGUAGGUCCAGAAUCUACCAGAACAGACUUGGUUCCUGCAUAUGUUCGACUUCUUCGAGACAAUGAGGCUGAAGUGCGUAUAGCCGCUGCAGGAAAAGUAACCAAGUUUUGUCGAAUUUUGAACCCGGAGCUUGCAAUUCAACAUAUCCUUCCUUGUGUGAAGGAACUAUCAUCAGAUUCAUCCCAGCAUGUACGUUCUGCUUUGGCAUCAGUUAUAAUGGGAAUGGCGCCAGUUCUAGGGAAGGAUGCAACAAUAGAGCAGCUUUUACCAAUCUUCCUCUCUCUUCUGAAAGAUGAGUUCCCUGACGUUCGACUGAAUAUUAUCAGCAAGCUUGAUCAAGUGAAUCAGGUCAUUGGAAUUGAUCUACUAUCCCAGUCCCUGCUGCCAGCAAUUGUUGAACUUGCAGAGGAUAGACACUGGAGAGUUCGUCUUGCAAUAAUAGAAUACAUACCAUUGUUGGCAAGUCAGUUGGGUGUCGGGUUUUUUGAUGAUAAGCUUGGUGCUCUUUGCAUGCAAUGGUUGAAAGAUAAGGUUUACUCUAUUCGAGAUGCAGCUGCUAAUAAUGUGAAGCGCCUUGCAGAAGAAUUUGGUCCAGAAUGGGCAAUGCAGCACAUAAUUCCACAGGUUUUGGACAUGAUUAACAAUCCACAUUAUUUAUAUCGGAUGACCAUACUACAUGCAAUUUGUCUCCUUGCCCCUGUUAUGGGGCCAGAAAUUACAUGUUCUAAACUUCUGCCUGUGGUCAUCACUGCAUCGAAAGACAGGGUACCGAACAUCAAGUUCAAUGUGGCAAAGGUGUUGCAGUCUCUUAUUCCUAUAGUUGACCAGUCUGUGGUAGAGAAGACAAUCCGUCCCUGUUUGGUUGAGCUGAGUGAGGACCCAGAUGUUGAUGUCAGGUAUUUUGCGAGCCAAGCGCUGCAAGCAACUACUGAUCAGGUCAUGAUGUCCAGCUAGAUUUGAUUGUAUCAUUAGGGUUUCAUUUUUCAUGAUUUGGAAAGUUCAGUUAUUAACAAAAUAUGUAAUCUCCUGUAUGUGUGGCGUGUUAGAAUCCUUGUCUAUCCGCUGAUUUGAUGUCCCUUUGGAUGCCUAAAAAAAGUUUCAAAUA
Molecule: messenger RNA, 2104 nt
Organism: Camellia sinensis
Lineage: Eukaryota; Viridiplantae; Streptophyta; Magnoliopsida; Ericales; Theaceae
Biological process (GO): protein dephosphorylation
Cellular component (GO): cytoplasm; protein phosphatase type 2A complex; cytosol
Molecular function (GO): protein binding; protein phosphatase regulator activity
Source: RefSeq, a predicted model, not a curated record